AGCUAACGGCCGCUAGCUAGCCAUGCAGCUAGCAUUUGCCCAAAGUGGUUUAGCGAUAACAACAGACUUACAACUGUGCCGAUCUUUUCCUUGGCCGGGCCAGCGUAGAGAUUUGCCCUCUGAGUGACUGUGUGUCCCCGCAGCACAGGAGCAGCACGGCUGGCGAUGGUCCUCAGGAGCCCCGACAUGUUUAUCUGCUACGGUGAAGAGAUGUCUUCUCUCGACUGAAGAAGAUGAGAUAGUGUGAAGAGGAAGUGGAUUAUGCAAAGGUCCUUUCUCUUCUUCUCCGCCUAACAGGAGAUUACUAGCGGGUCGUGGUCGUAGUGCCUCCUACUGUCCCGGAUGUUGAUGUACAUGGAUGGCGAAAAUGGGGAUUGACUCUGGAGUCAAUAUUUCAGGUGAUGUUGCACCUUACGGGGGGAAAAGUGCCUUUACCCAACUGGAGCACAACAUAGUGGCUGGAUAUCUUAUAACCGCAGGUGUCAUAAGUUUAUCGAGCAACAUUGUGGUGCUGCUAAUGUUUGUGAAGUAUAAGGAGCUGCGCACUGCCACCAACUUUAUUAUAAUCAACCUGGCUUUUACCGACAUCGGAGUGGCAGGUAUCGGCUACCCCAUGUCAGCCGCCUCAGACAUCCACGGCAGCUGGAAAUUUGGCCACACUGGGUGUCAGAUCUAUGCAGCUCUCAACAUCUUUUUUGGCAUGGCCAGCAUCGGCCUGCUGACUGUGGUGGCCAUCGACCGCUACCUCACUAUCUGCAGACCAGACAUAGGGCAGAAAAUGACGAUGCGAUCGUACAACCUUGUUAUUCUGGCAGCAUGGCUGAACGCUGUGUUCUGGUCCUGCAUGCCUAUAGUGGGCUGGUCUGGUUAUGCCCCCGACCCCACUGGAGCUACAUGCACCAUCAACUGGAGACAAAAUGAUGCCUCCUUCGUCUCUUACACCAUGGCUGUAAUUGCUGUGAACUUUGUGUUGCCUCUGUUCGUCAUGUUUUACUGCUACUACAAUGUGUCCGUCACUGCGAAGAGAUACAAAGCCAGCAACUGCCUGGACAGCAUCAACAUUGACUGGUCCGAUCAGAUGGAUGUCACCAAGAUGUCCAUGGUAAUGAUUGUCAUGUUCCUGGUGGCCUGGUCUCCGUACUCCAUCGUGUGUCUUUGGGCAUCAUUUGGUGACCCCAAGACCAUCCCUGCCCCCAUGGCCAUCAUCGCUCCACUCUUUGCCAAGUCCUCCACCUUUUACAACCCCUGCAUUUAUGUUGCUGCCAACAAAAAGUUCAGAAGAGCCAUCAUUGGGAUGAUCCGAUGUCAAACCAGGCAGAGAAUCACCAUCAAUACUCAGGUUCCCAUGACAACCUCCCAACAACCCCUGACCCAGUGA
Messenger RNA from Perca flavescens (yellow perch), 1378 nucleotides. It is a transcript of the gene rrh, whose product is annotated as retinal pigment epithelium-derived rhodopsin homolog. Gene Ontology annotation, molecular function: G protein-coupled receptor activity. Lineage: Eukaryota; Metazoa; Chordata; Actinopteri; Perciformes; Percidae. The coding region runs from base 359 to 1378 and encodes 339 amino acids. The transcript has 8 exons. The record is from RefSeq and is a predicted model, not a curated record. Gene Ontology annotation, biological process: G protein-coupled receptor signaling pathway; visual perception. Gene Ontology annotation, cellular component: membrane.